CCCCUCUUCGCUGCCUUGUGCUUCCUUCGCUCCUCACUUCCAAAAACCCAAUAAAAAAGCGCACCUUCCCUCCGCUUUCCCCCACCUCCCUCGAUCCCCUCGCCGGAAGAUCCGAUCCAGAGCAAGCUGCGUAUCCACCCUGAUCGCUCUCCGCUCUGGUGGCACUCUAUGCUUGAAAAAAUAUCGUCCGGCAGAGGGAGGAAAGGGAAGGAAAUGAUAUCCCUUUAUUGAUGCGACGGGUUCUUGGCUGGGGUGGUGAGGUGCCGCUGGACAUGGGCUGCUUUUCUUGCUUCGACUCUCCUGCAGAUGAGCAGCUGAACCCCAAGGCAGGUGGUGGUAGGUAUGGAGGCUCUUCCGUGGCGGCAGCCGCUUAUGGUGGUGGCGUUGGCGUCGGCGUCGGCGGCAGCCGGCAGGGAGAGAGGGGCUACCCGGAGCUGCAGCACCCCAUGUCGGCGCCGCGCAUCGAGAAGCUCUCCGCAGGGAAUACCAGGGUGAAAAAUAAUGCUGUAGCAAGGGAGGCUUCUGUGCCAAAAGAUGCUAAUGGGAAUGCCAUCUCGGCACAGACUUUCACCUUCCGAGAGCUGGCAACGGCGACAAGGAAUUUCAGGCAGGAGUGCUUUCUAGGAGAAGGGGGAUUUGGACGUGUUUACAAGGGCCAUCUGGAGAGCACAGGCCAGGUUGUUGCUAUAAAGCAGCUUAAUAGGGAUGGGCUUCAAGGGAAUAGAGAAUUUCUAGUGGAGGUUCUCAUGCUUAGUUUGCUGCACCACCAAAACCUUGUCAGUUUGAUUGGUUAUUGUGCGGAUGGAGAUCAGCGCCUUCUUGUUUAUGAAUAUAUGGCAUUCGGAUCAUUGGAAGAUCAUUUGCAUGAUCUACCUCUUGACAAGGAUGCAUUGGAUUGGAGCUCAAGGAUGAAAAUUGCAGCGGGUGCUGCCAAAGGACUAGAGUACCUCCAUGACAAAGCUAACCCACCAGUUAUUUAUAGAGAUUUCAAGUCAUCAAACAUCCUCUUAGAUGAGAGUUUCCAUCCAAAGCUGUCUGACUUUGGUCUUGCCAAGUUGGGCCCUGUUGGUGACAAAUCACAUGUCUCUACGCGUGUCAUGGGAACAUAUGGCUAUUGUGCUCCUGAAUAUGCUAUGACCGGACAAUUGACAGUUAAAUCCGAUGUUUAUAGCUUUGGAGUCGUCUUGCUCGAGUUGAUUACUGGGCGCAGGGCCAUUGAUAGCACCCGUCCGCACGGAGAACAAAAUCUUGUAUCAUGGGCACGGCCUCUUUUCAACGACAGAAGAAAACUCCCUAAAAUGGCUGACCCAAGACUGGAAGGCCGAUACCCCAUGCGUGGUCUUUACCAAGCGCUUGCAGUGGCUUCCAUGUGCAUUCAGUCAGAGGCUGCAUCUCGUCCGCUUAUUGCGGAUGUUGUGACUGCUCUUUCCUAUUUGGCUUCUCAAUCAUAUGACCCUAAUGCUGCACAUGCUUCAAGAAAGCCUGGUGGCGUUCAGCGAAUAAAGGUUGGUGAAAAUGGGAGGGCAGUCUCCAGGAGCGACGAAGCUGGCAGCUCUGGCCACAGAUCACCAGGCAAGGAUAGGGACGACCCCCCUAAAGAGCUUCCUGGUAUCUUGAAUAACAAAGACCGCGAUAGGGAGCGUAUGGUGGCGGAGGCGAAGAUGUGGGGUGACCGGGAGCGGAUGGUGGCCGAGGCUAAGAUGUGGGGCGACAGAGAACGGAUGGUGGCCGAGGCUAAGAUGUGGGGCGAGAAUUGGCGGGAGAAGAAGCGUGAUGGAUCGAACCUGCAGGGCAGCCCGGACUCUCCAACUGAAGACGGGUAGGGCAGUCAAGGCAUUAUAGACCCGUGAAUGUGCCGUUCAUUUCUUACUUCAUCUGCUUUCCGGUGGGACAGUGGGGAGGGUUAGAUGUACAUUGUAGAGAGAGAAAGGGUGGAAACGGAGGGUCUAUACUCUGAUAUAGUGAAUGCAUGAGGUUGUAUUUGUAAAUUCUAAGAAAUUUUGUGAGAAUGAGAAAGGACACUUUU
Lolium perenne is the source of this 2026-nucleotide messenger RNA. RefSeq names its product probable serine/threonine-protein kinase PBL7. Gene Ontology annotation, biological process: protein phosphorylation. Gene Ontology annotation, molecular function: protein kinase activity; ATP binding. The record is from RefSeq and is a predicted model, not a curated record. Lineage: Eukaryota; Viridiplantae; Streptophyta; Magnoliopsida; Poales; Poaceae.